This is a messenger RNA of Pocillopora verrucosa, 2226 nucleotides long. RefSeq names its product stAR-related lipid transfer protein 3-like. Lineage: Eukaryota; Metazoa; Cnidaria; Anthozoa; Scleractinia; Pocilloporidae. The record is from RefSeq and is a predicted model, not a curated record. Gene Ontology annotation, molecular function: lipid binding. Gene Ontology annotation, cellular component: endoplasmic reticulum membrane; lysosomal membrane; late endosome membrane.
UUUACUUUCUCUUUCCCUUUUCCUUUUUCCUUCAUGAAGAUUUUGUGAUCGAACCAUGUGGUUCAUGUCGAUAGUCUUUUAUGAUGAUGAGCUCUUUGGUUAGUCAAGAUUAUGAUGCAGAAUCAGGAAGCCAUCAUUCCGCCCCCGGUACUAGUUAUCCCUCAUCAGGUUUGGCUACUUCAGCAACGCAUCGCAGAUUUUCCCCAGCUCGACGGCUUUUUUGUCUUCUUGCACUCUUCGAUUUCUUGGCCACCUUGUUUAUUUGGAUUUUGUACGCGCAUGGUUUAAGUGGUGAGUUUAAGGAAGUUAUCAAAUCUGAUGUUCAGAAGUACCAUUUUAAAAAAUCUUUGUGUGAUUUAGUGAUGUUGGCAUUGUGGCGGAUGACUGUUCUUCUUCUUGCUUAUGCCCUAUUUGUGAGCCGAAAGUGGUAUGCUGUGGGGUCUCCAAAAGAUGGAACCAGCGAAUAUUUGUACUAUGUCCUAGUCUUGUCGUCGCUUAUUUUAUCGUGGGUAGAAGUUUGGGUUUUUGAUUUUAAGGUUAUCCCUGCUGAGACCAAAGAGGAGCAGCGCCAGUUUCGAGAAGAGAGGAGGUCAUUGUUACGAAAUGAAAACCGCAGGCACCUGACUCCUUAUUCGACAAUUUCGGACAAUGCUUUUUACACGCCAGAAGCGUCUGAUGAAGAAAGUGAAAAUGAUAGGGAAGAGGCUGGUAAUUUGACCUUGUCUCAAGAGGAUCAAGAAUUUAUUCAGAGAGGGAAAGAAACGAUGGAGAUAACCUGGGAAAGAAUGCGUCUUAAUGAUGGUUGGAAAACGGAAAAAGCUAAGGAUGGAGUUGUUGUAGAAAGUAGAGUGAUUCCGCUACCCGCAGGUGGAAAGAAAAUAUACAGAUUAACGGGCUCUUUAGACGCCAAAGCAGAUGAGGUUUUUAAUCUGGUUAUUAAGCAUCCUGAGGAUGCACACAAAUGGGGAGGAGACAUAACAGCUUCCUUUGUCAUACGUCAAAUUGAUGAAAAUACGGAUAUUGUUUAUAAUUCCACUAGUGAAGCCGGCGGUGGAAUGGUGUCUAGUCGGGAUUUUGUAAAUUUGCGUCGAUGGGAAAAGCGAGGAGAUGUGUUUGUUUCGUGCAACGUAUCAGUUGAAUGUGAUGAGAUGCCACCCAAAAAGGAGCAUGUCAGAGCCGCAAAUGGUCCAGGUGGCUGGGCUAUACGGGAGGCUGAAGGGAAUCCCAGCGGUACUGAAUAUGUUUGGCUGUUCGACGUGGACCUGAAGGGAUGGUUACCGCAGUCAGUAAUUGACGCUGCCAUGUCCUUCAUGUUGUUCCAGACAGGACAAGGAUUAAAGGCUUACAUCCAGGAACAACUCGGCUGAUUGAAGAGGCUAGGCGAGAAAUGAAGAGACACGGCCGCGUGAAAAGAGACCUGGAACCGAAAAAAAACUCUCUGCAAAAUGUCAUAUAAGGAGUGGUACAAUUUUUACAACAGAGCUUAGCGUGGAGACAUAAUUAAUUUGAUACUGUUGGGAUGUAAAACACAGCGUCUAGUCAUAGUGAGGCCAAGUCAUUUUCAACCUUCAGCCAAAAUUUUUUAUUUACGUCUUUUCCAAUCUGCAUCAUUUUUCCUUCGUCUUAAAUUAUCGUAAUUCUUUCUUAAAGUUUUCUCCACUCUCUUGGUAACGGCUAUCUUAAAUUACAUUUUAAUUACACGAGUCUUCCACAGGGCGAAAAUGGUUGCCGGAUCUCCUGUAAGGAAACGAAGGGUUUUUUUUAAGGUUUGACUGGUGGAUUUGGUCUUAUAGUUUUCCUCACCCAUGGCGUUCAGGAUGAAAUACCAAAGGAAAUGCUUUUAUUUUUAUAUUUUUGCCCCCGCAACUACUGUUCAUCAGUUUUGAAGUGAUGAGUGUUUUAUUGGUAGAUGGCAACAGACUACGUGAUCGUGCGGUUGGCUUAAUACUUUAAAUUUCAAGUGGUUCGAGUUUUUUUAAGCCGGUGAUUUUUAAAAGGAGUGAUUUAGAUUUAGUGUAGAUGUAGAUUUAGUUUCUUUUGGGGAGGGAAGCUUCCAUUUGUUUCCAAUACCCACGAAAGUAAAACUGUUUAUGUAGAGAAUAAUACAUGGGUGCGCGUAGAUAUGGAAUUUCUCUUCGAGUGUUCAACACGAUAGCUAACGAGUGUGCGCAGCGAACGAGUGAGAUGUCGAGUUGAACGCGAGAAGAGAAAUUCCAUAGAUAGUGA